AUGGGUGCCAUAACCCCACGUCUUCCUUUUCUCCUGCUGAUUUUCCUCACUUCCCUACCGUUUGCCCAAUGCCAGAACUCCACAGCAGCCUCUGCCACCGCCGAUGUUGCUAACAUCACCUCCGACCCCCUGAGGUCUCCAACCUCAAACAUCACCUCCACCUCUCUGAGCUCUCCAACCUCAACCAUCACACCCACCUCUCUGAGCUCUCCAACCUCAACCAUCACACCCACUCUCACAACCGCCAGCCCUGCCACAACCACCGUAGUUCCCUCUACAUCAACCAGAGCCAUCACCUUAACAGGCCCCCCAUUGCGGAACUCUACCUCCAACUCCAGCCUGGACUCCGUGGAUGCCCAAACCCCAGCUCCUGCCCCAGGCUGCGGGCCUGGCCUGGCCCCCAUCUACUUCAACCUGUGCGACAAGCAGGCGGCGUGGGGCAUCGUGGUGGAGAGCCUGGCCUCGCUGGGCUUCGUGCUGAGCGUGGGCCUGCUGCUGGGGCUGCUCCUCUGGAGCCUCGUGGUCUCCCUGCUGCUCUUCCUGCUGGGCACGGCGGGGCUGUUCGCGCUGACCUUCGCCUUCGUGGUGCACCUGACGCCACGCACCUGCCCCACGCGCCUCUUCCUGUUCGGCGUGUUGUCGGCUCUUUGCUUCUCGGCGCUGCUGGCGCGCUGCCUGGCGCUGCUGGGCUUCGGGGUGGCGCGGGGCUGGGCCGAGCCAGUCGUCGUCGUGGUGCUGACCGCCGUGCAGGUGAUCAUCGCCGUGGAGUGGCUGCUGAUGGUGCUGGUGCGUGAUGGGCUGCCGUGUAGCUACUCGCAGGCGGAGUUCGCCAUGCUGCUCAUCUACGUGCUGUGCCUGCUGGCGGCGGCGCUGGUGUUGGCUGCCCGGCUGGUGUGGCGCACGCGUCGUGCCUACGGCUACAGCUACCGGCACACGGCCGCGUGGAGCCGCGCGGGACACACACAGGCCACGCUGCUGCUGCUCACCGUGCUCCUGGCCGCUGCCGUCUGGGUGGUGUGGAUCGCCCUGCUUACCCGUGGGAAUCCGGAGAUGGGCCGGCGACCGGCCUGGGACGACCCCGUGCUGAGCGUGGCGCUGGUGGCCAGCGGCUGGGUGAUGCUGCUGGGUCACGGGGUCAGCCAGCUGGCCGUCCUGUGCCGGAGGGAGGCCCGGACCAAAGGCAGCACACUGGACUUCACC
Molecule: messenger RNA, 1200 nt
Organism: Clupea harengus (Atlantic herring)
Lineage: Eukaryota; Metazoa; Chordata; Actinopteri; Clupeiformes; Clupeidae
Product: G-protein coupled receptor family C group 5 member D
Exons: 2
Source: RefSeq, a predicted model, not a curated record